This is a messenger RNA of Tarenaya hassleriana, 1126 nucleotides long. RefSeq lists its product as uncharacterized. The transcript has 8 exons. The record is from RefSeq and is a predicted model, not a curated record. Lineage: Eukaryota; Viridiplantae; Streptophyta; Magnoliopsida; Brassicales; Cleomaceae. Bases 65 to 976 code for a protein of 303 amino acids.
UCUCGUCGCCAUCUUCAAACAAGUCCAUUGCAGCAUUGCAGAGAAAUGGUUCGUGAGGAUUUGAAUGAUGUCUUGUUUGGGUAAGGUUUUGUCCUUAUCCUUCCCGCCCAAGCCGUAUCUUCUGUGCAAUUCCCGGUGUGUCCGGAGAUUGAGAUGGCGAUCAAUGGCGGUGGAGCCGGAAUCUUCGUCUGCAGUUCCCUUGAUCGACUCGGAAUCCGCGGAGAAAACGGCCGCCGGAUUUUGUAUCAUAGAAGGGCCUGAAACAGUGCAGGACUUUGCCAAAAUGGAACUGCAAGAGAUUCGAGACAACAUUGGAAGCCGUCGAAACAAGAUUUUCUUGCACAUGGAAGAGGUCCGGAGGCUGAGAAUACAACAAAGGAUCAAAAACGCGGAACUCGGUAUCACGAGUGAAGAGCAAGAUAUUGAACUCUCUAAUUUCCCAUCGUUCAUUCCGUUCUUACCCCCAUUGAGUGCUGCCAAUUUGAGAGUUUACUAUGCAACUUGCUUUUCGCUUAUUGCCGGGAUUAUCCUCUUCGGUGGCCUACUAGCACCUACUCUUGAGCUGAAGCUGGGUAUAGGAGGCACAUCGUAUGUUGAUUUCAUUCGCAGCGUCCAUCUACCUAUGCAAUUAAGUCAAGUUGAUCCGAUAGUGGCAUCGUUUUCUGGUGGAGCUGUUGGCGUGAUCUCGGCUCUGAUGGUGGUUGAAGUAAACAAUGUGAAGCAGCAGGAGCAUAAAAGAUGCAGAUACUGUCUUGGAACAGGGUAUCUAGCAUGUGCUCGUUGCUCGAACACUGGUGCCCUUGUUCUUAUAGAACAGGUAUCAACUGUUGACGGUGGGGAUCAACCUUUGUCUAAACCCAAAACCGAAAGAUGUCCAAACUGUUCAGGAUCUGGAAAGGUGAUGUGUCCGACAUGCCUAUGCACUGGAAUGGCUAUGGCGAGCGAGCAUGACCCUCGGAUUGAUCCUUUCGAUUGAAGAAAUACCCUCCAUUUUCUCACUCUCUUCUGUAACUGUCGUUGAGAAUGAUGCGUUCAUAUACACACACACACACACACACACACAGCUACUCCCUGUAUAUACUCAAACGAGUUGACAUGGAAUGUCAGAUCUGUACCAACAAUGUCA